CCCGACGUCAAAUAUAAAUGUCCCACAGACUCCUGCUGAGCAUGUCCAAGUAGUUACUUCACGGCGGUCUCUUUCGUACACCACAGCAGAGGAAAGGACUCCCACACAGGCGAGGACAUGUCCCGUUCGGUCUUCCUCCUCCUCGGCCUGAGUCUCGGGCUUGUCAGUGCGUUUCCUUCCCAGCAGCCAGAGGGUGGGAAAAACUGGGUGGUUAUCGUCGCCGGCUCCAAUGGCUGGUACAACUACAGACACCAGGCCGAUGCCUGCCAUGCCUACCAGAUUGUCCGCAGGAAUGGCAUCCCGGAUGAGCAGAUAGUGGUUAUGAUGUACGAUGACUUGGCACAAAAUGAGGAGAACCCAACCCCUGGAAUAGUGAUCAACAGGCCGAAUGGCUCAGAUGUGUACGAAGGAGUUCUUAAAGACUACACUGGAGAUGAUGUGACACCAGAAAACUUCCUGGCAGUGCUGAAGGGCGACUCCUCAAAGGUCAAAGGUGGCUCUGGAAAAGUCUUAAAGAGUGGCCCCGACGAUCACGUGUUUGUGUACUUCACUGACCACGGGGCGCCUGGUAUUCUGGCCUUUCCUAAUGAUGAUCUCAGCGUUAAAGACCUCCAAGAGGCCAUUACAUACAUGCACGAAAAUAAUAAAUACGAAAAGAUGGUGUUCUACAUUGAAGCAUGUGAGUCCGGGUCAAUGAUGAACCACCUUCCUGCUAACAUUGACGUGUAUGCCACCACAGCAGCCAACCCUCAUGAGUCCUCUUACGCCUGCUACUAUGACGAGAAGAGGAUGACAUACCUGGGAGACUGGUACAGUGUGAACUGGAUGGAGGACUCUGAUGUGGAGGACCUGACCAAAGAAACUUUGCUGAAGCAGUUCAAGAUCGUGAAGAGUCACACAAACACCAGCCACGUCCAGCAGUACGGAAACAAGACUAUGGCCCACAUGAAGGUUAUAGCGUUUCAGGGUAAACACAACAGCCAACCUGCUCCUCCAAUGACCCUGCGGCCAGUUACAAAUCCUGAUCUGACCCCGAGCCCCGACGUUCCUCUGGCCAUCCUCAAGAGGAGGAUGAUGGCCUCUAAUGAUAUUAGAGUUGCAAGGGGGUUACUGAUGGAGAUCAGCACCCACCUCAAGGUCAGGGAGAUGCUGGCUGACACUAUGCGCCAAGUGGUUGAGAGUGUGACCGGCAAUGUUCUCAAGGCCGAGGAGGUUCUCAACGAAAGAGCCGAACUCUCCCAGCAUGAGUGCUACAAGGCUGCCUUCACCCACUACAAACACAACUGCUUCAACUGGCACAAGACUGAGUAUGAAUACGCUCUGAGACAUCUAUACGCUCUGGUGAACUUGUGUGAGAGAGGAUACUCCGCUGACAGCAUCCAGCUUGCCAUGGACUCAGUGUGUCAUUUCCACAAGUAAAAGGGUUCCUGCAAAUCCAUGAAAAGAAGUCAAACUGCUCCUUCCAGGUCGAGAAGACGGAGCUUCUCUUUGCACUGCUUAAGAAUCAAUCGGAUGUGAAGUCGACGUUAUUUUAUCAACACACUAACACUUGUGGGUUUUUUUUUUUUAAACUUGUUUUCCUUUUAUUUUCCUGAGAACUUUUAAACUUGUUUUAUGAUGAGUUGCACUGUUGCUGAAGGGCUUGUGGAUGAUAUUUUACUGAUUCUGAUUUAUUUUUAGGACCAUAAAAUAGACAAUUAUAACGUGGAGUUCAUGUAAAUUUGUUUUGCUCGCAGCAUGAAUGAAUGUUUGAUUGACAUGUAAUGGACAAACCACUAUAAACAUUGAAUGUUUGUCGAGCCUCAAGAGACUUUGUUGUCACAUGGGGAUCUUGAAAUAAAUAUGACAGAGCAAAAGCGGAAAAAAAAUGACUCAUUUCCAAUGGUUUUACCUUUGUGGAUGUGUGAUGUAUUAUACCUUACUAUCAAAAUGACACAUUUUUUGGGAUAUUCCACUGGAAGUAUUCUUUACACAUUACAGUGUUAGUCUCCGGAAGAGGAUUUGUAUGGUGACCAAAUAAUUCUAGCUAAGCCUAUUUUCCUGUGAUCUAAACCCCUUUUUUAAGUGUGCUCUCCUCUUCCUGACAGACAGUUAGACCCACACACAUCCUCGAAUACCACGAGCCACUGUCAGCUUUAUGGGGAUUUUGGCCUCCUGUGAGCUUGUUUUGUUUAAUACCUGAUACAUUUAACAGGAUAUUUUCUUCUGUGAGAAGAGUUUUAAAGAAUAUUUAGUGCCUGAUCCAAACUGGGAAUCAUGCUUACCCACAUGAUAAAUAUCCUCUUUUUCCCCUUGACACAGUGUGAUUUCUUGAUUACACCUUUAGAAGUAAACAAAAUACAUGGUGAAUAGUUUCCUCAGACAAGACAUAAUAAUACAUGUAUACUCCUGUGAUUGCAUGGUGAUAAUAAGAAUAACCACCAAUAUAAAUGAGAUUCAAAUGAAUAUGAAAAGGCUUGCGUUGGAUUAAAAUGUGUUUGCUUUAUAAGUGUUUGGCCAAUCGGCACUUGAAACUAAGUACAGCAGAGGCUCAGAUGGAUUGGAUUUUGGAAUUGGAAUUUUUUUAAGGUCCCUAUGAUCGUUUUCCUCUAGCGCCACCAUGAGGUUCAAAUCUAUGGUUUUGAGUGACACGUGUCUCGACUGGGUGAAUUGCUGUGAUAUGAGGUUCAUGGAUGUCAGGAUUAAUUGUAAUAAUGCUGGUAGUUCCUUAAGUUUUCAUCUAGCACAUCAGAAUUUCAACCAGUCUCGUAAAUUUUUAUGAUUUAAACUGUUACUUUUGACCAAAUACUAGAAAAACUAAUGCCAUUCUUUACUAGUUUACUACUUUGUGAUUAGUUCUUGUGCCACAGAUUUGGCUGACUGGAGAUUUUGAUUGACAAGUCCACAGCAUCACACACGUCAAACAAAUGCUGUACUGAAUAAUGAAAGCCCAGAGGAACUAAUGAAACUGCGACAUCUAGUGACGACAUUUUGACCUACAGCUUAAAUUUUUAAAACAGCAUGAAUCUGUAUUGAAUUUAAGUGGAUGUUCUGUUUUUUGGACUUUCAUUUCAUGUUUGGUUCCAUCAUCCUACCCCUGUAUUUGUUGGUUGAUUUUUAUUUCAUAAUUUUUCCUGUUUAUUUAUAACAUUUGCCUUUUAAUUACCUGCAGUGUGUAACGGAUAUUUCACGUUUUAUCAUUACAUAUGGAAAUUCAUUAGUUGAUGUUUGCCUUUUCAUUAUUUGUCCUUAAUAUUUAUUAUUUGAUGAUGUGGAUAUUCAUUCACAUAAAUCCCCACUCAACUCAAAAAUAUGUUUUGCU
Chelmon rostratus (copperband butterflyfish) is the source of this 3301-nucleotide messenger RNA. RefSeq names its product legumain (gene lgmn). Gene Ontology annotation, molecular function: cysteine-type endopeptidase activity. Lineage: Eukaryota; Metazoa; Chordata; Actinopteri; Chaetodontiformes; Chaetodontidae. The record is from RefSeq and is a predicted model, not a curated record. The coding region runs from base 118 to 1419 and encodes 433 amino acids. Gene Ontology annotation, biological process: vacuolar protein processing. The transcript is spliced from 14 exons.